GACGACCUCUUGUUCCUCGUGAUACUUGCGGGUUUUUGCAUCGCCGACGUCCCCUCGGUGGGAAAUGCCAGGGGGACACUUCCCAGGGAGGAUUUCCAGGGCGUUUUUAUGCAAAAAGUGUGAGGAGGUUUUGGUGCUCCAGAGAGGUCCGGGAUCAGCUGAUAUGUCGGGGAGUCGCGGGCAUUACGAGUUACGGCAAUGCAUUUCUUCCCUUUCGCUCGCCCUCGGAGGUCGUACUCGAUGCACAGGGGAAGGUUUGGCCCAAGGGACCCUCGGGCUUCCACUGGGAGACUGACAGACGGCCGAAAUGGCUGAUCAGCAGACAGCAGAGAAGCCCGCCCCAAAGCCCGAGAGCAAAAACAAAGAGCCACAGAAAUUUGUAUAUUUACAACUCCAGCAAGACAGAACGGGCGAUGGAGGUGGUCGUGUUGCUGCACUGGUCCCUGGCCGAGGCCCAAGUGGACCUGCCCAUUUCAUACCUCUCACAGCCAAGCUAAACUCCAUUUCAGUGUUGGGGUCUGGCUCCAGGCCCUCACGCACUACUGUACCACCUCCUCGUAAUCCUACUGGUGCUGUUGUAAGUGUUGGAUCGCCACGUUCUGUUGUCGCCACCACAGUCACAGUGGCAGCCACCCGAGGCAUGGCAACCCCAGCGGUCACGGUCUCAAGUAGUAGACCGGUGACGACUGUAGCAGCCAGACCGGGAGCGGCAGCCACUGUCGUUCGCAAGACACACACUAAUGUUGUGGUUUCAUCAGGUAUGAUAUUGGUGAUUUUGUGA
Molecule: messenger RNA, 781 nt
Organism: Penaeus chinensis
Lineage: Eukaryota; Metazoa; Arthropoda; Malacostraca; Decapoda; Penaeidae
Exons: 4
Coding region: 308-781 (157 amino acids)
Source: RefSeq, a predicted model, not a curated record